AGCUGGUCGGGGUUCUGUGCAGCUUGGAGGUCAUCAAUCUGGGCAACUUCGUCUUCGCCGUUGUAUGGCUCUGGCUCUUCUGGGUCAUAUUCGGGCUCCUCAUCCUCGUAUGCUGGGGAGUUUCUGUGCCAUUGUGUUAGUAAUGAAGGGUCAAUCGCGAUCGCGCUGCCGGUGGCUGGCAGAACGCGACCUCAUUAGUCCCCCAUGUGCACUUACCCUCCUCCGCCGUAAUCAUCUCCAGCGUCAGACAUAUUGCAACAGUUUGAGCGCUUUUGAUUUGAGAGGAUGUAAUUGUAGAGUUCGGAGAGCAGUCGUGGAGAGUGGCAGUUGUUGAUGGGGCUCUUCCGCACUCAAAGAAUUUACGCUCCUCAGCAAGAUACCUUAGCUUGGCGCCAAAAUUUAAGGUUUGCGACAAGAACUUGGCUCACCGCCUUCCUUCAUUGUCCCAAAAUAUUCUGUCACCUCCACAACCACUCGGUGCCAACCGCAAAAUUAUGUCAACUUUGUCGGACAGAGUUUUGGUCAUGACAACAACACUUUUGCUGUAGACCAAAUUUAUGGAGGGCAGCAUAAUGGAAGUCAGCGGUGCUAAACGAAAGGCCACCCGCACUCUACGUGGCACGUCAAAAAGAGCAAAGAUCGAGUCGUCUGCUAUUGAUCCUGCAUUUUUCAGUUCUGAUAGCGACGGCGAUGACAAUUAUUCGGACCAUGGCGAAUCCGAUGACUCUCAUGAUGAGGAUCCCGAGCCUACAGAGACUCCACAGACUCCGUUCUCCCCACGGCGACGAAAAUUCCCAUCAGAACUAAAGACCAUAAAAUGCACCUAUGAAGGUUGCACAAAGACGUUCAACAGGCCCGUUCGCCUGGCAUCUCAUCUCCGAUCACAUACGAAUGAACGUCCAUUUGCAUGCACAUAUCCAGACUGCGAUAAAGCGUAUAUCGAAGAAAAACACUUGAAGCAGCAUAUCAAGGGAUCUCACACGCACGAAAGGAACCACCACUGUGACUGGGAAGGCUGCACAAAAAGUUUUUUAACGGCUACACGACUUCGAAGACACCAGGCGGCUCACGGAGGACACGAACGCUUUCGCUGCACGGAAUAUCCGCCGUGCACCAAGACUUUCCGGAAGCAUCAAACCUUACAACGUCAUAUUCGAUCAGACCACCUAAAACUGACCCCAUUCCCAUGCACAUUUAUCGAUCCAACCACGAAUCUCCAAUGCACGGCAGGAUACGAUUCAGCCGGAGCUCUAAGAAAACACGAAGACCGCCUCCACGGUGCUCUCCGAUUCUGGUGCGACGUCUGCACCUCAGAAGGUGCAUCGCAGCCAGCCGGCUUCCCCACAAACACCCAACUAGCCAACCACAUCCGCAACGAGCACGCAAACUGUAUUUUCUGCGACCUGCGAUGCUCCUCUGAGCGCGAACUACAACGCCACAUCGAGACCUUCCACGCCGCAAUCUCCUCCUCUCCCGCACGGAAACAGAUCCCAUGCACCUACCCCGGCUGCGACAAAUCGUUCACCAAGAAAUACAACCUCGACGUCCACGUGCGCACCUCGCACGAAGGGCAGCGUUUCAUCUGCGGGCAAACGGAUUUCAGCAAGUCCGCUAAGCUUCGAGCGUGGGAUGGCUCGGACGCCUGUGGGAAGGAUUUCGUCUCCAAGGUCAACCUCGAAGACCACAUUCGCACCCAGCAUCUCGGUCUGCCAAGCACAGUCAACGCGCGCCGCGUCAAGAAAAAUAGCAUUGGUGCCAAGCCACGGAAAGCGAAAGCCGUCAUGGACGACGCAGUCAAUGCCCUAACCGGAACGAACUACGCGCAAGACCCCGUCCGCAACAUCCCCUGCGACGUUGGGGGGUGCGACUGGAUGUUCUCCCGGGAUUACGAUCUCAUCCAGCACAAACGGGUGAAACACGGCGUAGUUCCCGUUUUCGAGACGAAGCCCGAGAUGCUGCAGCCGCAUUACGGGGGUAUGAUGGAGGCGCCGGUGCCGGUGUAUAAUGGGCCUCCGCAUAUUAGCGAUGAUAGGGGGCAUUGUGAGCGCCUUAGCUGCCCGCAUUGGGAUCAUGUGGUCUUAUAUGAUGAUCAUUAUGGCCUUGAUGGAUUUAUGGGGGAGGAGGGAGAAGCUGAUAUGGGGCUUCAGGGGAGGUUGGAGUAUCCAGAGCCGCCGGACUAUAUGAGUGGCAAGGCGUAUGAUCUAGAGAUUUAGAUGGGGGCGCGUAAAAGUUUAUGUGGGGGGAUUCGCAAGUGCUGCGUCUCUCAUCAUUUCUGAACUUUGAUUUCAAUCACUUCGAGCAACGUACUAUUACAACCCGUGCUGCUCAGCCGAGCAAGUCCGCCCCUAUAUCAGUGGCCAAGGCAUACUUUGUACACUACCUGAUCCCAUAUAUGCAACCCCCCUAAACUUCAAAGAAGACACCAAAACACCAUCCCCUUCCCACCUCCUCCCGAACCCGCACAGCAAGCCAGCCGUGACGUAUAUGCAGCCCUAACCCAAACGACCCCGAGCAACUAUCAUCAGUGCUGUACAACCCCUCCUCUCGCCACCCAGCCCAGGUAGCUACAACUAGCAGCCACCACCGCCCUCAGAGCACAAGGCACAAGUGCAUCUACUCCCUCACCCCCAUCAAACUCAACAAGCCAUCCGCCGCUCGCCCCUUAACUCCACUACUAGUUAAC
Molecule: messenger RNA, 2683 nt
Organism: Pseudogymnoascus destructans
Lineage: Eukaryota; Fungi; Ascomycota; Leotiomycetes; Thelebolales; Thelebolaceae
Gene: PZF1
Product: Strongly-conserved Zn-finger binding protein (TFIIIA)
Exons: 2
Coding region: 558-2213 (551 amino acids)
Biological process (GO): regulation of transcription by RNA polymerase II
Cellular component (GO): nucleus
Source: RefSeq, a predicted model, not a curated record